GCAGGUCUUUCGGCUGAAUCAGUUACUGGGCGGUGUUUUUGAGGGAGUUGCAGAUGACUUUUACCCAUUCAUAGUAGUCAAGAAAAAAACGAUGUACUUCAAUACGAGGAUGUUAUCGCGUUUACUGUCAAUGGAAUUUUGACUCCGGACGCCUUACGAACCGAAUCUGGCGCUACUCAGCUGAUCGGCGAACAAAAUCGCAGUCGAAAUGGCGGGGUUCGACCCGUGGACGAUACCACCCGACUCCCGGGCAAAAUUUGAUGCCCAGUUUCUUCAGAUGCAGCCUGUAGGGGGGCUCAUCACAGGUGAACAGGCCAAGAAACUUUUCCUUCAGUCUGGAUUGCCUCCUGCUGUCCUUGCAAAAGUCUGGUCCCUGGCAGACAUGGACGCGGAUGGCAAGAUCAACCGGCACGAGUUUGCAGUGGCCUUGCAUUUGAUACAGAUGAAGCUGAAGGGCCUGGAGUUGCCCGCCAUGUUGCCUUCUUCCUUGCGCUCUCCGCCUUUUCCCACGGGGGCAUUCAGCCCCACCUUCGGGCCCCCACUAGAACAAGUGGUGUCCCCGGUGGCACAGCCUCUAGUCAACGCAGCUCUCCCGGGGGCUGCCUUCCCCGUGGCAUCGCCCCUGCCGCCUCCAUCCAUGGUGGGGCCGCACGUUGCACCGCUGGGCAUCGUUCCAGGGGCCGUGGGGGCGGGCAAGCCCUACACCCCUGGGAGUGCGACCCCUCCCGCCCUGACAGAGUGGGCGGUGCCGCAGCCUUCCAAGCUCAAGUACACGCAGCUGUUCAACUCUCACGACCGCAGCCGCAGCGGGUUCCUCGGCGGGGGUCAGGCCCGCACCAUCCUGCUCCAGUCGGCCCUGCCGCACACGGUCCUCGCCCAGAUCUGGAACCUUUCGGACAUAGACUCUGAUGGCCGUCUGACCUGCGAGGAGUUUGUGCUGGCCAUGCACCUGGUGGACUGUGUGAGGGCAGGGGACACCCUUCCAGCCAAGCUGCCUCUGGACCUGAUUCCACCAUCAUACCGGCGCCAGCGCUCGGACAGCGUGCAGUCCACAGGCUCGUCCGGCACGGAGCUGUCGGGCCCGGCGGGGGAGGCCCGGGCGGAGGAGGAGAAGCUGCGCAGCCUGGCGACGUUUGAGGACAAGCGGCGUGCCAACUUUGAGAAGGGCCAGGCGGAGCUGGAGAAGCGCAGGCAGGCCCUGCUGGAGAGCCAGCGCAAGGAGCAGCAGGAGCGGGAGCGCAAGGACCGCGAGGAGCAGGAGAAGAGGGAGCGCAUACGGCAGGAGCAGGAGAGGCGGCGUCAGCUGGAGCUUGAGAAGCAGCUGGCUCGGCAACGAGAGCUGGAGCAGGAGAAAGAGGAGCAGAGGAGGAAGGCGCUGGAGCAGAGGGAGGCGGCCCGUCGGGAAAUGGAGCGCCAGCGCCAGCUGGAGUGGGAGAAGCAGCGGAUGCAGGAGCUGCUGUCGCAGAAGCAGAGGGAGCAGGAGAACAUGAGCCGGCUCAAGGCCCACAAGACCAGCAUCUUCCUCCAGCUGGAGCAGAUGGAGAACAAGAUCAACGAGUCCAACCUGAAGCUUGCCGACACUAAAAAGGGCGUAGCUGAGAUGAAGGCCUGCAUCGACGAGAUGAGGCUGGAGAGGGACGCCAAGAUGAAGGAACUGAACGAGACCAAGCUGGAACUGAAGGAAAUCAGUGACAAGAUGCUGCUUCUAAAUCAAGAAAAGCUCAGUCAUCAGGGACGAUUGAAAAUGGCAGCAGGUGGCUCCAACAAUACAUAUUCUCUAGCAAUGAAUAACUAUGGUAGCAAAGAAAUUUCACUCAACAUGCUGCGCACGACUUUGUCGAACAUAGAAAAGGAAACUGAGACGAAGCAACAAGAUGUGAACAACAACAAUGCCCAACUCAAGGAGUUGAAAGAAAAACUGUCCGAGCUGGUGCAACAGAACGAGCUCCUGUUGCAAGAGUUCACGCAGAAGAAGCAGCAAGUCAUGGCCUUGAAGAAGCAAAAAGGAAAUGUUGCGUCGGUCGACGCGUGGAACGAUCAGUCGGAAUUUGCACCUGUGGACUCCUGGCCAGGAGAUGGAGUGCAACAGACCACUACAUCUACCGGUUUGGUCAAGUACAGAGCUCUCUACGCCUUUGAAGCACGCAAUGAGGAUGAACUGUCAAUAAUGCCUGGGGACAUAGUCAUGGUUCAGGAGAACCAGCAUGGGGAACCGGGGUGGCUCGGGGGAGAGCUGCGGGGCAAGACAGGCUGGUUUCCAGAGUCCUACGUGGAAAAGCUGGUCUCCACCCCGCCGGGGGCCUUUGCGGAGGUCCCGGGCGAGGCCGUGGCUACCGCCGCAGACGUGCUCACCGCGGCCGAGACCGUCCACAUCGUGGGAACAGAGAUGAAGAGGACCCUAGAAGGAAUUUCCGAGGCUCCAGAAAACGGCCGGGAGCACGCCGUCGAGCUCGCCGCCGCCCCGGAUGUUCUGCAGCCCUCGGAGAACUCCUGCUUUACCCAGCUGCCCAGGGUGCCCCCCAUGGACACCACUUCGCCCGUGCCCGGAGAGGGCCAGGCGGCUCCCCAGGGUUUGCAGGCCCAGGCCCUGUUCCCGUGGAGGGCGAAAAAGGAGAACCACCUUUCCUUCAACAAAGGGGAUGUAAUCACCGUCAAAGAACAACAGGACAUGUGGUGGUACGGCGACUUCGAAGGGAAGGUUGGGUGGUUCCCAAAGUCUUACGUGAGGCUUGUGUCUGGGCCUAUGAAGUCCUUCAACAACAAUCAAAUAUCCGAUUCUCAGGAGUUUGGAGAUGUACCUCCGGAACCUCCCAGUGACUUCCCAGUGGUGAGCGAGCGGUACGUGGCCGUCUACCCGUACCAGUCCCAGGAACCAGGCGACCUCAGCUUCCUCGCCGGGGACGUGCUCAUUGUGAACAAGAAGGAAGGGGAGUGGUGGACGGGGACCAUCGGGGGCAUGACAGGCAUCUUCCCCAGCAACUACGUCCGCCCGUGCGAGCCCGAGGCCAACAACAAGGGCAAAAAGAACUCCAUCUCUGAGGAUUUCAUUCCAUCUGCCACCACAUUGCCAACUAACGAAGAAGUGGGCCUCUCGGGACAAGAGCCAUCGAGGCCAGACACUCCACAAAGUGAUGCAAAAGCAAAGAACAUGAAGCUGACCAAGAAGCCGGAGAUAGCGUCGGUGAUUGCCCCUUACAAGGCGACCGGGCCGGAACAACUUACCCUGGAGAAAGGGCAGCUCAUCCAAGUGCGCAAAAAAACGGAAGGUGGCUGGUGGGAAGGAGAACUACAGGUCAAAGGAAAGAAGAGGCAGUCGGGAUGGUUCCCGGCAUCUUACGUGAAAGUCCUCGGAGGUAGCGGUGCAAGCAGCAGCAGAAGUUCGCCUGUGCCCACUGCAUUCGCUUCCAGUACUCAAGGGGAGCAAGUGCGUGCCCUGUUCCCAUUUGUGGCCCAACACGAGGACGAGCUGUCAUUCCAGAAGGGUCAGGUGGUGACGGUGCUGAGCAAGGAGGACCCCUCUUGGUGGAAAGGGGAGCUGGGCGGACACGUGGGACUCUUCCCUUCCAACUACGUCGAGCCACUGGAUCGGGCUGACAAGUGUUCCGGGCUCCAGGACAUUCUGUUCAGCUCCUCCCUGAGCACGCGCGAGAAGAAGAGGCAAGGCCACAUCUACGAGCUCCUGUCCACGGAAGAGAACUACCUGAAGGACCUGACCCUAGUCAAGGAGGUUUUUUACAGGCCAAUGAAACAGUCCACUCUUCUAACGGACGAUGAGGUUAAACUGAUCUUCGUAAACUGGCCAGAGCUCAUCAUGUGCAACACCAAGAUGCUCAAAUCGUUUCGAGUACGACAGCGAAUGAGCGAGAACGGCAUCAUAGAGAUGAUUGGAGACAUCCUCUGUGAAAAUCUACCGUACCUUAACCCGUACGUGAGGUUCUGCAGCUGCCAGGUCCGAUCCAUGGCCUUCAUUCAGCAGAAAUCCGAAAGCGACCCCCGCUUCAAGUCCUUCACCAGGGAUUUCUGCAAGAACCCGAAGACCCGCGGCAUGCCUUUCACCAGCUUCCUUCUGAAGCCAAUGCAGAGGAUGACCAAGUACCCACUCAUGAUUAAAAAGAUUCGCGAGUACACGGACCCGACGCACCACGACCGCGGCUACCUGGACGAGGCCCUGGAAAAAGCGGAACAGCUCUGCAACCAGAUCAACGAAGCGGUCAAGGAGCGGGAGAACUCGGACCACCUGGAGUGGGCGCAGACGCAUAUCCAGUGCAACGGCAUCUCGGAGAAACUCGUGUUCAAUUCAACCACCAACGUCCUCGGCUCCCGAAAGUUUUUGCACUCGGGUUCUCUCACGAAAGUCAAAAGCGGGAAGGAGUUGGUGGGAUUCCUUUUCAACGACUUUCUGCUGCUCUCGCAACCCGUUCGAGACCUGGGGAGAGUGACCAACGUAUUCAUGUCGGAUCGAGCCAUGAACACUGCCUACAGGCUAUACAAGCAGCCUCUAUUCCUGAACACGGUGAUGGUGCAGGACACCUCGGACGGAAGUCCCACGGACGACACGUUCCAGAUCUCGGCUCCCGAUUACAUCUGCGUGUUCCGAGCGGCCAACCCAAACGAAAAGUUGCUUUGGGUGAAGAAGAUUAAAGACGCCGCGCACAACUACCGGAACACGGAAGCCAAGCAGAUGAAGGUUUCGGCCAAGAUGCAGAAACAGAGCGGUGUGGGCCGCUUGCUAGUUGUGGUUGUAGAAGGACGUAACCUGAGGAACGGGUCUCCCCAGGGGCAGAUCGAUUCGUACUGCGAGGUGAACAUGGCCUCCCAGGAGCACAAGACGCACGUGGUGUCGAGUACCACUAGCCCCCAGUGGAACACGUCCAUGCAGUUCCUGGUCAGGGACCUCCGGCAAGACGUCCUCUGCGUCACCGUCUUCAACAAGGAGCUCUUUUCGCCCAACGACUUCUUGGGCCGCACCGAGGUCCGGGUGUGGGACAUCGCGCAGGAGACGCGAGAGAGCCACGGGCCAAUCACCAAGCAGCUCCGGCUCUACGAGGUGGACCAAGGAGAAGUGCUCAUCAGGCUGGACCUGCAGAUCUUCGAGUGACGGCUCGAGCCGCCGCCGCCGCCACCACCAUUCACUAGUCCCCCCGAGGCAUUCCGUCAUAUCAUAUCUCUAUAUAGGGUGUUUUCAUGAGUUUAUUAUCGUUUUGUGGAUUGCAGCGAUUGGCUCUGCCAAUUGCAUUGCGGGAAAGGGGAGGGAAGGGGGCGCUCCAGGUGUCUGAAGAGUGUGUGUACGUAUGUGAGGGUGUGGUGUGAAUCCCUGGAAUGCUGGCGUUUGGCACGCACUACCGGACCAGGCCGUAACGACGAAAUGGGGGCGAAAUUACAUCGGUGGAAACACCCUAUGUACACCCGUGCAUCGUCUUUUCUUUGCACGCGCACAUCUUGUUCUUAGCGUUUCUAUGCCUUCUGUACCUUGCCUUGUUAUCUACCUCCUUUGUUCGUUUGUUUUUAAUUCCGUAAAAUGUUCACCAAUCACGCGGAGAGAUGGUGGCGCAAGAUUAUUUUUUUUAGAGUGUGAUCUCGAAUAAAACGACGUCUGUUGCGGAACA
Molecule: messenger RNA, 5606 nt
Organism: Ixodes scapularis (black-legged tick)
Lineage: Eukaryota; Metazoa; Arthropoda; Arachnida; Ixodida; Ixodidae
Gene: Dap160
Product: intersectin-1
Exons: 39
Coding region: 209-5098 (1629 amino acids)
Biological process (GO): positive regulation of Rho protein signal transduction
Molecular function (GO): protein binding; calcium ion binding; guanyl-nucleotide exchange factor activity
Source: RefSeq, a predicted model, not a curated record